AUGAAUCGUGCGAUUAUUAAACUUUUUUCAUCUUCAUCUCGUAUUCUACCAAGAAUUUAUGCAUCUACAACAACACCACCGACUACACCAACCGAACAUCAUGGUUCCGGAAAUGUUCAUCAUCAUGAUGAUCAUGGUCAUGAUCAUCACCAUCAUCAUCAUGAACCAGAAUUAAGAAAAACACAAGAAUGGCGUCAUCAUUCAGGAAUUCAAUCAAAAUACGAAAAUCAAGCAGAUGAUCCCAGUAUAGCUUUCACAGCAGAACGACCAAACUAUUAUGAUUAUCGUCCUGCUCUGGGACAAGUUCCUCUUUCUCUACCAUAUCGAACACAAAUAUCUCUUUAUGAACUAUGGCUUUAUCAUGCUGCGUUAGUCUUUUCUAUUUGGCUUUGGUUGUAUGUUUCAUGGCGUUUUCUUAAAGAACCAAAUUGGUUUUUUGGUCAUGCUCAUUAUCCUGAUAUGUCAAAAUUUACUGAUGAAGAAUUGGGUAUUCCACCAGAUGAUCUUGAUUAA
Messenger RNA from Rotaria sordida, 513 nucleotides. The record is from the annotation of a GenBank genome assembly. Lineage: Eukaryota; Metazoa; Rotifera; Eurotatoria; Philodinida; Philodinidae.